Cucurbita maxima (winter squash) is the source of this 1770-nucleotide messenger RNA. RefSeq lists its product as uncharacterized. The record is from RefSeq and is a predicted model, not a curated record. Bases 158 to 1606 code for a protein of 482 amino acids. The transcript is spliced from 9 exons. Lineage: Eukaryota; Viridiplantae; Streptophyta; Magnoliopsida; Cucurbitales; Cucurbitaceae.
AAUUGCAAUCUUUAGUAAAGUUUAAGCUCCGCCCCAAUCUUUGUUGGGCUACGUCCUAGAACCUUCUUUUAUCGUGAGAUUUUCUAAUGAAGGCAGAGCAUUCUUCCUGAUUAACCGGUGAUUUUUCUAUGCUUCUCUAUUUGAUUUUUAUAGGCGAAUGCAAUAUAUAUUAGUUCAACGUUCUCUGCCGGGGCAAAAAGAAACAGAGAUGGGCAAUGAGAGAAAAUGGAGACGGUGGAGGCUUUUCAUUGUAACGGGAGUGGCAGUCGCUGGUUUUCUGUUUUCUAGCAGCAGUGCUUCACAACUGGAUCAACAGAAGGAGCCUCAGCCUGUGGUAUCCAGGAUUGCUUUUGGAUCAUGCGCUAACCAGGAUACUCCUCAGCCAAUCUGGAACUCCAUAGUCAACUUCGAUCCGCAAGUUUUCAUUUGGCUUGGUGAUAACAUCUAUGGUGACAUUAGGCGUCCUUUCAAACUACUUGGUCGAGAAAGGACGGUGGGGCCAUGGAAAAAUGUUCCACGAUUCGUUCCUUCAUCUAAGCAGGAAAUGAUGCUCAAAUACAAGAGGGGCAAGACAAUUCCAGGUUAUUCUAGGCUUAGACAGAGGACCAAGGUAAUCGGUACCUGGGAUGACCAUGAUUAUGGAUUAAAUGAUGCCGGAAAGGAAUUUACUGAGAAGGCCACUAAUCAGAAGCUCCUCCUUGAUUUUUUAGAUGAACCCCUUGAUAGUCCAAGGCGCAAGCAGCAUGGUGUGUAUGCAUCAUACAUGUUCGGCCCUAUAGGUAAACAAAUUAAGGUUAUUCUAUUAGAUACUAGAUAUCACCGUGAUCCGAUGUUUAGUGAUGGAACUAUUUUGGGUGCUGCUCAAUGGACGUGGCUGGAGAGAGAGCUUAAGGGUCCGGAGUCAGCAGUUACAAUAAUUGGGUCAUCCAUUCAGGUUAUAUCAAAUCUUUCAGCAACCACCAGGCCGUUGUUCUAUUUGGAGUCUUGGGGACGUUUCCCGAAGGAGAGAGAGCUCCUCUUCAAGUUGAUUGCAGAUAGCAAGAGAAAUGGAGUUCUCUUUAUAAGCGGAGAUGUUCAUUUUGGAGAAAUUUCUCGCUUUGAUUGCGGCGUUGAGUAUCCGCUAUAUGAUAUAACCUCAAGUGGUCUUACCCAAGCUGUUGAAAGGGUACUUCCGCGACCAUUACAAUUUGCAGUGAGGUUUCUUGCGUGGGUGACGCCAUCUACAAUGAGAGUUAAGGAAAGCAACUGCAGAUACAAGUCCUGCACGUUCGGGCAACCAAAUUUUGGAGUCGUUGAAAUUGAUUGGGAUGCAACUCCAGUAAGACUUAAAAUGGAAGUGCGGGAUGCGAAUGGGGUUGCUGUAGUAGGUGUUAACAUCUCUUUGAGUUCAUUGCGUCCAGGAAACAGCGAGUAUUUAUCCAAUAGUAAUACGGGAAAGUACCAUAGGCAUUGUCUUCUGGAAGUUAGUUUGGGAUGGAUAGUCCGACAUCGGCUAGCAAUUUUGUUUUAUUGUACCUUGACUUUACUUCUUCUUGGUUCGUUGGGAACUGCUUAUGUGGCCACAUUGGCAUGCAGGAGCUGCAUCCGCAAAUGCAAGCGUGACUAACCGGGCCUUUCCCCUUUCUUUCUUCUGGCUGUUGCUGGCGACUUUUACCGAUUAGAGAUUAUUAGAAAUAGACAUUAAGAUAAAUUCACUGUAGACAGUUUCUUUUAGAUCUUUAUAUUGAAUUACAGCUUCAUCCUUUUUAAAUAUCAUAGUGUUUUUUAGAA